CCCGUCAACCUACUAACUUCCUUUUCCGGUUUUGUGUGUUAGCCCCUAGCCGAAGCUAUCCAUUUGUGAAGGAAAUCCUUCAAUAUCUAAAGAUGGGGUUCGUUAAAGUUGUUAAGAACAAGGCAUACUUCAAAAGAUUUCAAGUAAAAUUCAGGAGGAGGAGAGAGGGAAGAACAGAUUACUAUGCCAGAAAACGCUUGGUUGUCCAAGAAAAAAAUAAAUACAACACCCCUAAGUACAGAUUGAUUGUCCGGUUUACCAACAAGGACAUCAUCUGUCAGAUAGCGUAUGCCAGAGUGGAGGGAGACGUGAUCAUUUGCGCUGCAUAUGCUCAUGAGCUUCCCCGAUAUGGCAUCAAGGUCGGGCUAACAAACUACGCCGCUGCUUACUGCACUGGACUUCUUAUAGCAAGAAGAUUAUUGAAGAAACUGAAACUGGACAGCAUUUACACUGGUCAGACCGCGAUUGAUGGAGAUGAAUUCUUUGUUGAGGAUGUUGACGGGGAACCAGGCGCGUUCCGCUGUUACCUUGACGUUGGUCUUGUCCGCACUACCACUGGUGCCCGUGUGUUCGGGGCCCUGAAGGGCUGUGCCGAUGGUGGCAUCGACAUCCCACACAGUACAAAGCGUUUCCCAGGCUACGAUUCCGAGAGUGGCGAGUUCAGCGCAGCUGUUCACCGUGACCAUAUCUUCGGGAAACAUGUGUCCGAAUACAUGAGGAAACUGCAGGACGAGGAUGAGGACGCGUUCAAGAAACAGUUCUCACGCUUCACCAAGGAAGGCCUCACCGCAGAUAAUUUGGAAGAAAUGUACAAGAAAGGCCAUGCCAGUAUACGUAGCAACCCUGAACCUAAGGCAAAGGCUACCAAAGAGGUCAAGGUCAAGAGGUGGAACCGCGCCAAGAUGACCAAGGCACAGCGGGAGGACAGCGUCAAGCAGAAGAAGGAAGCCUACAUGCGCAAAUUGAAGGCCGACGACGACGAGUAGCGCGGUGUCAUACACACUGUGCUUUAAACUGUACUGUCGAGCACUGCCUGAAGAGAAAAAAUAUACAAAACAAGCA
Molecule: messenger RNA, 1062 nt
Organism: Mya arenaria
Lineage: Eukaryota; Metazoa; Mollusca; Bivalvia; Myida; Myidae
Product: 60S ribosomal protein L5-like
Exons: 8
Coding region: 93-986 (297 amino acids)
Biological process (GO): ribosomal large subunit assembly; translation
Cellular component (GO): cytosolic large ribosomal subunit; ribosome
Molecular function (GO): structural constituent of ribosome; 5S rRNA binding
Source: RefSeq, a predicted model, not a curated record